Entrophospora sp. SA101 is the source of this 411-nucleotide messenger RNA. The record is from the annotation of a GenBank genome assembly. Lineage: Eukaryota; Fungi; Glomeromycota; Glomeromycetes; Entrophosporales; Entrophosporaceae.
AUGCCAAUGCUAACCCAUCAGCCAAUUAGUUUAACUCAAUCCGUUCAAGCUUUAAGCACUAGCCUUCAAGCCAUUCAACCCUCGAAUUCCGAAGCUACCCAAUUAAUUACUUAUACUUUAAUCGGAGUUGCCUUAGUCGGAAUGAUGGUUUAUCAUUAUAUUAAGCACCAGGAGGCGCCUACUAUUGAGAGUAAAAGUGUUGAAUAUAAAGCUUUAAUCCAAGCAAACUUUGCCCACGGGGUCAAAACCCAAAAAGCCAUUGUAGCGAUUGCUUUAGCGAUUUUUUUGUUAUUGGCUCUAGCGUUCUUUUGGCCUGAUAAGCCCAAUGGUGUUCAAUGGAAAUAUCUGGCUUUGGGAACCUUAAUCAGCUACACGGUGCCUUCUGCUUUAAGCUUUAAAGUCCAAAAAUAA